Molecule: messenger RNA, 1710 nt
Organism: Mesorhabditis spiculigera
Lineage: Eukaryota; Metazoa; Nematoda; Chromadorea; Rhabditida; Rhabditidae
Source: the annotation of a GenBank genome assembly
AUGCGGCCGCUUUUCCUGGCCGCCCUCCUUGUGCUGGGAAUUUUAGCUGUAGAUGAGGCGAAAGAAGAUGAUGGCCCGAUUGUUAACACCAAAUAUGGGCCUGUCCAAGGACUGAAAGUGGAAGCAAAAGACGGGUCGAGUGCUAAUGUUUUCCUUGGAAUUCGAUAUGCUAACGCCCCGGAUAACUUCCAUCGGUUUGAGAAGCCGCAUAUCGUCGACAAAUGGGACUUCCUGCACCAUGCCACCAGAUUCCGGGCUGCCUGCAUUCCGGUUCAUAGCGAGGAUUGCCUCUUCCUGAAUAUUCUGACGCCUUCUGAUCUUCAAAGCACCCACCCCGUAAUGGUGUUCAUCCACGGGGGUGGUUUCGCCAUCGGAAACACGGAGGAAUAUGGCUACAAGAAGCUUGUAGAUCACUUUGUCUCUAAGGGAAUUGUUGUCGUGACGAUUCAAUACCGAUUGGGACCUCUUGGCUUCUUCUCCCUUGGAGACGCGACUGCGCCUGGAAAUAUGGGUCUUUGGGAUAUGGCCACGGCUCUGGAGUUCUUGCACGAUGUCCUCCCCGCCUUCGGAGGCAACGUCAACCAAAUCACCGUAUCCGGACAGUCUGCCGGUUCCUCUGCCGCUAGUGCUUUGACUUUUUCGCCACACGCAGAUGUCUAUUUCCAUCAAACGAUCGAACUCUCCGGAUCCGUUUUUGCGGAAUAUUCACUAUCCGAAUCGGUUGUCGAGAACUCCUUCGCCCUGGCCAAAGAGGUUGGAUGCCAGAAAAACAACGAAAAGGACCCCCGGAAAAUCCUGGACUGCAUGAGGGAGAGGACAGCGCAGGAGAUACUGGACGGUGUUGAUAGGAUUGGACCUAGCCGCACGCAUCCGAACUUCUUGAAGUUCCACCCCAGGAUUGACGGCGAAUUCUUCCCGUAUCCUCUGGACCAGAUGCUUAAGACGGCGCAGCCUAAGCCUGUUCUUUCUGGCUUUACGGAUCAGGAAUCGGCGAUUUUUGCCAGCGGCUUCGAGGGCUACCCGGCCUUCAACGGCGUCCGGCUCACCAAGGAGGACCAGAAGAACUUUACUCGAGAUGCGUUCUUCAAGUUCAUCUCCGAAAACGUAGCUACUGAACAUGAGCAUGGGCGUAAAAUGGGUCCCUUCCUCGACCUCCUCGAAGAGUAUUACAUCAAGCGCGACGCUCCGGCAAAACCAGACAACAAAUUUUAUGUUCAGAGGUAUACUGAGCUCCUCUCCGAUCUGAUGUUCGUUGUCCCGACGCUCCAUGACCUCGAGCUGCGACGACUCCAAAACUGGCCCAGCUGGCUGUAUCAAAUCACCUACACGUCGUCGCUUGAGAAGAAGCUGGAUCGCGAUAAUAAGGGAGCCUGGCACGCCACCGAGCUGAAGUACCUCUUCGACAUCUUUGGGAUCAAGGACGAAGAUUUGGCGCCGGAAGAUGCCAAAUUCCAGAAGGCGUUCGUGGACAGUUUGGCGAAUUUUGUGAUUAAUGGUAACCCCUCGACCGACUCGUUCAAAUGGGACCAAGUUUCGAAGGACAAGCCCUGGACCUACGCCAACUUUGCCGAAACACCUAACAUGGAAAAGACGUUUGACCCAAAACUCGUCGAAUUCUGGCUAAAGAGAAUUCCGAAAGCUGUCGGAAGCGAUCACCUGAGCAAGAGCCGACUCCCCGGAGCCCAUGCUCAUCGUGUGCACACUGAACUC